This is a messenger RNA of Helobdella robusta, 342 nucleotides long. RefSeq lists its product as hypothetical. Lineage: Eukaryota; Metazoa; Annelida; Clitellata; Rhynchobdellida; Glossiphoniidae. The record is from RefSeq and is a predicted model, not a curated record. The coding region runs from base 1 to 342 and encodes 113 amino acids. The transcript has 2 exons.
AUGCCCGGUAUCAACGGAUUAUAUGGAGUCAAUAUAAUUUCUAAAAUAGCCAUUAAAAACACACGCAGGAACCGCUGCAACAAGCACGAAAUGUGGUUAGUUGCGAAAAACAGUUCCCUGCUGUCGCCUGAUCUGACGCUGAUCAUUUUGCAUAUUGCUUCAAGAAAUUUAAGGGUGUUGGGGUCCAUCGGGCCGAGAACCUCGAUACAUAUUGAGAAGAAUUCCAUCGAGGGGAGGGCGUUCCCAUAUUUUUUCAUUUUGGAUGCGGUUUUGCCCGCUGCCCUGGCAGCGGCAACCGCAUUCAAAACUCUGGGUAUUCCAGCUAGCGCAUGUGGUACCUGA